Biomphalaria glabrata is the source of this 4837-nucleotide messenger RNA. RefSeq lists its product as uncharacterized. The coding region runs from base 314 to 2269 and encodes 651 amino acids. NCBI's taxonomy places the organism in Eukaryota, Metazoa, Mollusca, Gastropoda, Planorbidae. The record is from RefSeq and is a predicted model, not a curated record. The transcript is spliced from 9 exons.
GUCAUCCAGCGUCCUCUAGCGGCGGUGCCAAUCACUAAAUAGACUUUCCUGGCACAUAGCAUUGCGAACAAUUGUUUGCUAGCAUAUUCACCACUAUUUUUGUUUUGUUGCUUUUCGCUGUUUUUUAUUGGACAACUGUAUGUGAAGCAUCUGUGGACUACAAGGGGAGAGAAGAGAUCGUCGCUAACUUUCUGCUAGGCAAAUCUAUGACGUCAUUACUGUGACCCUUUACUUCAGAGAGUAACCCUCGCCCUCAAGUCUCGCCCGCAAGUCUAGCGGCAUUCGUCGAUUUCCCUGUCUUCUUUCUGUGAGGAUGAGCCUCGGGAGGGGAGGAGGUGGAGGAGGUCAGGGAGGCUACGGCGGAGGAGGGUCACAGGGCAACUACCCUGGAAGCCACCCUGGCCGAAGGUCACGAGAGGAAAGAAGGUCACUGUCAGAGAGUCUGGCGGACGGCACCUCCAAAUUUUUCAGCUCGAUGGUAGCCAAAAAGAAUGGACUUUUCAACGAUAUCUCCAGUAAGUUGGAAAACACGUUCGCCCCGAAGACCGACACCAUCAGCAACAGCACGACAGGGAGCGAGAGAUCCUCCCCGACCACUCCGCCGCCACCGAACACGCCACCGCCUAGGCCGCCGCCCCCAAAGCGUCUCCCAUCUUUGGGCAACGCGAGGGAGAAAGAAAAAGAAAACGUUAUCCGGAGAAUGGCGUCGGUGCCGACAUACACCCGAAGUGACCAGUGGUCAGAUGGUGGUCAGGAUGUGACCCAACCUCGAGGUCAUCUGGUCAACCACAAAGGAGCUAACUCCGAGGACAGGAUAUCUGUGAACGGGAUGAAUAUCAGCUUUGAUGAACCGAUUCUUUACAACACAAGGGAGGCCACCACGGUCCAUACAUCGUCUGCUCCCGACAACCAAGGCAAUCGAAAAAAUGUCGCCAGCAUUGAGCGAGACACCAUCGUCACGUCAUCUACCCCUCCACAGCCGAGACCCGCACCGAGGAGUCAGAAAGCAUCUAGCAACGACGCGCAGCAGCGUUAUUCACUCCCCAGCAAUUAUGGACAAUCAGCGCGCCAUUACGAAGAAGACACCCGUCAAUCAAAAAUGACGUACGAACAGAGGCUGUUGGACGAGGUCAAACAGAUGUCCAACGAAGUCAUUAAACUGACCGAGAGUGUCCAGAGGUCGGACGAAAGCCUCGAGAGCUGUCCUAGAAGCGGGGAUAAAAAGCCGGACUCGGACAGCGGGGCCUCGGACAGUGCUGACGAUUCUCACGCACGAAAGAAAGCCCCGAUGUUUACCAACACAAAACGUCGGUCCAGCACGGUAGAUGAAAUGCUUUUUGACGAUUAUGUGGAGCCGGUCGUUGACCCGGUGGUUAUUUUACCGGACGAGCCACCGGAGAACCUCAUCUGUUUUGAGACGGAGCCGGACCCAAGUCUUCUGAUCAAAAGCCCAGACUCCUCCCUGGAUGAUGACCAGUGUAAAGUAACCGCUGGGACUAGCAUUGACUCUUCUGACGUAGAGUACGGGGGCUCAACCGUCCACCGGUCUGGUUCUGUAGGCUCGGAUAAAUCCUGCAGUUCUAACUACAGCAUAGACUCUCAGCCAGACGACGUCACGCUGACCUGUGUAGAGUUCAUGAAGCUAUUUGUAGACAAAGUCUUCCGAGAGAGAGAGGAGAUUUCUCAGACAGAAAAGGCCAAGUUUGGUGAAUUGUGCCAGUAUUCCCCUGGCAGACUUUGGUUUUCUCGCUACGUUAACUCACAGAGAGUUCACAACAAGAGAGUGACAGAGCCUGUGUUCUUCCGACUGAUGCAGUACUUCGCCGUCUGCUUGUUUGAAUGUAAGGAAGCAGAAGACUUUUCUCCCGCCAAAACAUUAAUGACCAUGUGCUUUACAUUUUAUUAUGAAGCGCCCUCUAGCCAGGGAGAGACGGAAAAGGUUUUUCUCUACUCCUACAUGAGAGAUCAGCCAAUCUGGCAAUCACUUCGGUUUUGGAACGCCGCUUUUUUUGACGCGGUACAGUGUGAGAGAUCGAGGCGACCUAUGCCGACAAACACUGAUGGAAAUGAGACGGUCACAGAUGAUAAACAAUUUCAAGAGAACAUAACUUUUGGACAAUUAGGGACAUUUGCUUGUAAUAUGAGAUCCUUUGGACUCAGUAAAGAGCUUUGUUUAGAAUUUCUGCGAAAACAAUCCACCAUCGCCAAUCUUAGAAAAGAUCAAGUCAAACUUUUAAGAGACAACAUUGAAAGGUUUAAAGAAAAUUAAUGGAAAGGAAAGAAUCCUACCCAGCAAAAUAGUUUUCAAUCAAAUCACAGAAAUUGUUCUAAUGCUUCAGUUUGUUUAGUAGUCUUUUCUGUAGAUUGGCCAGGAUUUUCAAUGGACUAGUGUUUAAAAAAAGGCUUACUUUUGCUAAGUCUUGGUUGAUGUUGUAUUAUUUAUAUUCCCCGCAAUAACAUUGAAAUAGUUAAUAGAUUGAUCUUGUUUCUUUAUGUUUUUAUUGUAUGCGUAUACCAACGACUAGUGAACACCCAGUAAAAGACAGUUUAAGAAUGUGAGAACGACCAUUACAUGAAAAAGUUACUUUCCUUAGGUCACUUUUAGGACAUUUCUAUGUGACGGUUUAUCUGGCACGUCCUCAGCUUCUGCCACUGACCAGGCCACUACUGAAUUUGAAUAAUUAAAUCAAGACAUGUAGACAGUAGAUCUUUAUGCUGAAGGGUUGUUCUUAAAUUGUUAUGUAAUUCUAAUCUUUGUAAUUUGAAACGAAUAAGUGGACCAAUUUUUUUAAACAACUGGUACUAACUAGUUAUAAAAGUAAACCUAGAAUUUAGAUGUUGCCUAGCUGACCCAACAUGAUAUGGACCUAGCAGAAACCUUCACAUGGUCCUUGCUGAUCCAACAUGGGCGUAGCCAGGAUUUUUUUUUCAAGGGGGGGGGGGAUUAUCGAAGCAAAAAAUCAGUCUCUAAAUUCCGCCCCUCCCUUCAGGGGGGAGAAUUUCAUUUUGGGAGGGGGGGGGGGUGUCCCCGGCUACGCCCAUGUGAUCCAAUAAACUAGUAUGUUCCUAUCUGACCCAAUAAUAAAUUUAGCUGACACAUGUGGACCUAGCUGACCCAACAUGAACAUAGCUGUUUCUACUUUUGGGUCCUGCUGACCCAACAUAUGACCCUAACAAAUAGAUCAAGAUCUAGUGACAACAACAAACAAAAAAAAAAUUCACAGGAUCAGCGAAACACUUUGUGCUAUUUUAGAAAAGCUCUUUUCAUUAUUAGAUCAUGAUUCCUGUCCAUCUCUUCUUGAAAUUAAAACAUGUAACUCCUUUUAGACAUAUCAUUCAUGUAUUUAUUUUUGUUGUAGGACAAUUUACGAUGUUACAUAGAAACUAGUCUUUCCUAAAGCAUAAUCAUUGUGUUUGUUCUGUAGCAAUACAAUCGCCUCAUUAUGAAAUCUUUUGUACAACAUUUGUGUACAUAGCUUUUCUUUUUUUUUUUUUUUUAGUAGUUUUUCUGGAAUAUGAACAAUACUUGUGUAUAUAGUUUGUUGUAUAUUGUUCAUGCCUGUCAUUACUACUUUUUUUUAUUAUCACAGGUUUAACACCACAACUCUUUUGUUCUUAGCAAAUUCACUAAGUAGCUAAUUACAUGUAGGUGGAGAGAGAGAAAGUUACCAUUUAACAUUUGUAUCUACAUUCUGAAGAUUAAACAAGCAAAAUAUAAAAAAUACUUUAAAAAAAAAUAUAUGUAUGGAGUGAAGGCAGAGCACUGAUCAAUCGCUGCUAUAUCUCUCAAUAAUUUAAGAUUUCUCUCCCCUUUUCUAAAUAAAACAAAAUUAAUUAAUUACCUCUAAUUGAUUAACUAAUUGGUUAAUUUUGUACAGAUUCAUGUGUUGCCAUUGACAAUGAGAAAUUGUGCAAAAUAUCAACUUGAUCAUCCAAAAAUAGGAAGUGAGAAAAAAAAGUGUAAAAGAAUCCACCUAGACAGACAAACAGACGGAGUGACUUAAUAUAAGCUUUGUAAAAAUGUUACGUCCUCUUAUCCCAAGCCUAAACAGCCAAAUUUUUCCUAACAAUUAAAGUUUUACUAACCAAUUCCUAAGCAACCAAAUCCUUACCAAUUAAUUCCUGAGCAACCAAAGCUUGAACCUGUUAACAAAUUAUGUGCUAAAUAUCUUACCAUGAUGUAAUGACAAUCCGAAUAUAGCACCCUUGAUAGAGGCAUUGUUCACAUAUUAUAUUUCAGUUUUGACUAUAAUGGACCUCUUUCACCAAUUGUAAACAAACUACAUUUAGCUACGUAAUAAUAUUGAUAAAACAAUGAAAAAAAUGACUUUCGUGACAGCCUUUAUGGAUUAUGUAAUUUGUAUAGAAGAGAUAGAGAAUCACGUGGCUAAAUGUUGUUUGUUUAUGAUUGGUGAAUGAGGUCCAUUUACUGUUUAGUCAAACUUUAGUGCUUGUGUUAUGUUAAAGUGAUUUUGAAGGCCAGUAUUUAGAAUAAGUUAGACUAUGUGAAUAUAUAAUGAAACAAAAAUCUCUCUUGACACCAAUGUUGACAGGUUCAAACAGAGCAUUUAUUUUUCACACUCCUUCAUUGUAUGCUGAUCAAAUGUUACUUCCCUUUGACCAGUGGUUGUAAAUUAUUUUGUUCCACUUGUGAUAUCAAUGCUAUUAGACAGUUCUGUUCCUUGCCUCAUCAUUAUGUACAUACAUUUGAAUCUACCCUAGCAGCUUAAGUGUCUAGAAUUUAUAGCCAUGCCUCAGUUGAUUUGAUUUUGGAAGUUUUCAAGAGAACCCAAAAUGUAUUUGACCUAGAAUGAAUAAAGUAGAUAUUCAUGCUAAA